AUGCUUCUUGUCCCAUCCUUCCUCCUCCUGCUCCUCGCCUGCCCUGCCCUCCUGACCCCGUCAGGUUCCCAGAGCCUGCAGACUGGGGAUCAAAGGGCACCCAGGGACACAAAGACAGAGGGUGGUGGGCAGCCAAUCAAAGUGGUGAUCUCUGAGGCGUGUGUUCAGGGGGGCUCCAGUCAGACCCAGGGCAAGGAACUGGACCUUGAGCCUGGUUCUCCUCUAGUCCUUACCUAUCGAAUCCGACUGGUUCCAGGGUCGUGCGGAGGCGGGUGCGAGGCCGAGUUUGCUGCCCUGCGAGACCGUCUGGAGAGGCUGGAGAAGGAGGUGUCGUCAUUGAGGGAGAAGUGUGGAGGCCCAGAGGGGGGCUGCUGCACGUCCCAACAGAGCAAAGGUACAGUAGGACUGCUGCCAGGUGACUCACUGAGCAACUGGGUCUGGUUUUGACCAUCACAUGGCUUCCCCUCAUAGCUCCUCCCAUCUCACUGAAUCACCCAACUGGUUCUCAUUUGAGCACACACACACACACACACACACACACACACACACACACACACACACACACACACACACACACACACACACGCAGGUUGCACACACAGCUCUCACAUUAAUAUUAAAAACGAUCCAUCACUGACCUCAAUCAUGAUCACAUUUUGAACUGGCAGACUACAGCCAUGCUCACAUGAUCUAACUGACCUGAGUAAUGAGGACUCUGCUAAUGGGCUCGAUCAAUCAGAGCAAGUAUAGGACAAGGUCCAGCUCUAACUUGCUGCCCAAUGUGAUCUCAGACAAUCCUCCUAAUUUAGCUCUCCACCCUUCUCUCAAUGUGGGACACUUUCAGAAACAGCACGGAUAGUUUAUCCACUAAUCUGUUCAAAAUAUCAAUACACUGUAGUGGCUUACUGCUUUACUCUGUGUCGCUGUCCGAACCACCUCUCUAGGUGCUGAGUGCUCCAUCAAGCCGGAGGGAGACGAGUGUCCUAAUGAGUGCAGUGACCAGGGACGCUGUGAGGACGGCAAGUGUGUCUGCUUCCCAAGGUUUAGUGGUCCCGACUGCAGUUUGUCUGACUGCCCCGGCAACUGCAAUGACAAAGGAAAGUGUGUGAAUGGCCAGUGUGUGUGCGACCCAGGUUUCACAGGGCCAGACUGCUCUUCAGAGUCCUGUCCUGGAAACUGUAACAACAAGGGGCGAUGUGUGAACGGCCAGUGUGUGUGCGACCCAGGUUUCACAGGGCCAGACUGCUCUUCAGAGUCCUGUCCUGGAAACUGUAACAACAAGGGGCGAUGUGUGAACGGCCAGUGUGUGUGCGACCCAGGUUUUACAGGGCCAGACUGCUCUUCAGAGUCCUGUCCUGGAAAUUGUAACAACAAGGGGCGAUGUGUGAAUGGCCAGUGUGUGUGCGACCCAGGUUUCACAGGGCCAGACUGCUCUUCAGAUUCCUGUCCUGGAAAUUGUAACAACAAGGGGCGAUGUGUGAAUGGCCAGUGUGUGUGCGACCCAGGUUUCACAGGGCCAGACUGCUCUUCAGAUUCCUGUCCUGGAAAUUGUAACAACAAGGGGCGAUGUGUGAACGGCCAGUGUGUGUGCAACACUGGCUUCACAGGCCCAGACUGCUCUACCAAGGCAUGUCCUGGAAACUGCAAAAACAGAGGGAAGUGUGUGAAUGGUAAGUGUGUGUGUCAUAGUGGUUUUACGGGGCCAGACUGCUCUACCAAGUCCUGCCCUGGCAACUGCAGCAACCGUGGAAAGUGUGUGAAUGGCCAAUGUGUCUGCGAUAGCGGCUUUACGGGGCCGGACUGUUCCGCCAAAGCGUGUCCCAAUAACUGCAGCAACAAGGGAAAUUGCGUGAAUGGGAAGUGCGUGUGUGAAGUGGGCUUCAGUGGACAGGACUGCGCCGCUAAGGGCUGUCCCGAUAACUGCAGCAACAAAGGGCGCUGCGUGAAGGGGAGGUGUGUGUGCCGCCGUGGUUUCGCCGCCCCAGACUGCAGCCAGUGUGAAGCUGGGUUCACUGGAGCUGACUGUGGCACCGGUGAGUCAUCCAAAUAUUCUCCAUAAAACACUCUCAAGGCUGCAAUUGCCUUUUAAUAUUGUCCAGUGAAAAAGAGUACACACUGUAUUAGCCACAGGGCAGUGUUAAUAUAUCAUACUGUACAGUCAGUGUGGAAUAUAGUAUUCCUUUCUAUCCCAUUCGACAUACUGUUAUAUGUGCCACGCUAUGUUUUCAAAUACUGUAUGGACUUGCUGUGUGUAGACCAUGACCAUAUGUUGCAGCUUGAGGUGCUUACACAAAUUGAUUAAUGGACCUGUACCUUUUUAGGAAAAUAGGACUCUGUAUUUUACAUUGACUUUACAGUUAAAUGGGGGAAAUGUGCCAGCUGCGCAAAAGGAUGCCUUAUUGCCUUUAAAAUCGAUUCCACAGUAAAUCCCUUUAGCUAUUGCAAGGAAACAUUGCAUGGCUUUGUUGGCUUGAAUGACUGGAACUAAGCCCCUAACCCCUCCCCUGUCUCUAGCCAUGUCUGGUGUGUCCCAGCUCAACACCAAGGACAUCACUGAAUCCUCUGUUACCCUCUUCUGGACCCCACCUCCAGUCCAGUAUGACACCUACCACGUCAUUUUCGCCAGCCAGGUAAUAACACCCUACACACCCUAUUCACAAUUUCUUAAGAAGUUGUGA
This is a messenger RNA of Coregonus sp. 'balchen', 2678 nucleotides long. Lineage: Eukaryota; Metazoa; Chordata; Actinopteri; Salmoniformes; Salmonidae. The record is from the annotation of a GenBank genome assembly.